Molecule: messenger RNA, 3239 nt
Organism: Polyodon spathula (Mississippi paddlefish)
Lineage: Eukaryota; Metazoa; Chordata; Actinopteri; Acipenseriformes; Polyodontidae
Product: brain-specific angiogenesis inhibitor 1-associated protein 2-like protein 2
Exons: 14
Coding region: 223-1698 (491 amino acids)
Biological process (GO): actin crosslink formation; positive regulation of actin filament polymerization; actin filament bundle assembly
Cellular component (GO): cytosol; nucleoplasm
Molecular function (GO): protein binding
Source: RefSeq, a predicted model, not a curated record
UAUGGGAGUGGGGUAGCCUUGGGCUGAAAGCCAGUUGUUUGUUCUCAGCUCACAGAUCAGGUUUAUGGCCCUGCUUAAUUAUUUAUAUGGCUCUAUCUUGAACUAGCAGAGCAAGAAGGAAGUCUGUCAGUUUAUAAGAGGAGAGGCUUGCAAGCAAAAGGAAUACAGUAACGCACAGCCACCCAGCCAUUGCUAUUUUCUAACCCUGUGACCGUAUCCGCAAUGGCGCUGCCUGGGGACAGACUGCACCGCUCCACCUUAAGGGCUUAUGGGAAUAUAAUGGAGCAGCUCAACCCCAGUUUACAGAAGCUUGUCACCCUGGGGAAUAACUACAUUCAAGCUUUUCAAGCUCUGGCGAUGGCCAGUGAUGCUUACUUUGGAGCCCUGGAGAGGAUUGGGGAGCAGGCAAUGAAGACCAUGACCUCCAAAGCACUGGGGGACGUUUUGAUUCAGAUCUCAGACAGCCAGAGACUACUGACCUCUGACCUGGGAGGAGUUUUUCGCUGGUUUCACACUGAAGUGCUGCAGGAAAUGGACAAUAAUGUCAAACUGGACAAGGAUUACAUUGCUGGCAGCAGGAGGCACUAUGAGCUGGAGUUCAGGACUCGAGUGGCAUGUCUGGAGAAGCAGCAGACCCAGCUCUGGGCAUCAGAGAAACGCAGGGGCAGGAACCACAGAGACCUGCAGGAGCAGACAGAGUAUCUGCAGGGGGAGAUCCAGGGCUUCCUGAGAGACAGCAUGCAGGAGGCGGAGAGGGAGGAGCAGAGACGCUACCGAUUCCUGGCAGAGAAACACUGCGGGCUGAGCCAGUCUCUGCUGUACCUGCUGAGCAAGACUGCGGGAGUGCUGCAGCAGCAGGCCGAGGUGUGGAGAGAGAGGGUGAACGAGAGCCGAUCGGGUUCGAAAGUGAAAACGGGAGGCCGCAGCCCGGCUCCGAGCAGACCCCGUACUCCCUCAGGGAGACCUGCCUCCAGCCCUGCCUUCCUGGACAACGCGUCCUGGAGUUCCACAGACUGCUUCCGUCCCGUCCCCCAGUCUGGAGAGAGGGAGCUGGAGAGGCAGCACCUGGGGGGAGAGCGCACUCACAGCUCAAGACUGCCCUCUAGAGGGCCCUCUCCUCACCACUCCGGUUCCUGCUCUCGCUCCAGCUCUCUGGGGGAGGUUCUGGGUGUGAACGGUGGGCAGCGCUUUCAGGCCAUAACCUCCCACUCUGCUGGCUCGAAUCCCACCCUGCUGAGCUUCCACAGCGGAGCCCUGAUCACCGUGCUGGUGCCCACGCCUCAGAACGGCUGGCUGUAUGGCAGAGAGGAGGGCAGCGCCGGGCAAGGCUGGUUCCCUGCUGCCUAUGUAGAACCCAUAGGGCCAGAGCAAGAGACGGCACAGGGCAGAUCGUGGACUUUCAGAAGCAGCCAGAGCACCGGAGAUCUCCUCAACGAAGCCGCUCCUCGACUCCAGGAUUCACGCAGUGGGGCCCCGCCUCCUGCCCCUCCCCUUCCCAGCAAUCCUUCGAUGGGAUCGGUUGAUCGGAGCUCUUCCAAGCCCCCUUCUAGCAGCAGACUGCAGAGUAAUACAGAUGACAAGACAUCACCUGACCCUGGGAGCCAGCCAGAGUUAUUUCCACGGGGCUCAAAUCCAUUUGCUACAGUAAAACUGAAACCCACAACAACCAAUGACCGGUCAUCACCUCGGACAAAAUAACCUGGAGAGACCCAACGAAGAACCACACAGAGGCCCCUGUACCACAAGCAGUGCCACAGGGAGGAGCGCCACAUUCAGGCUGAUUACAAACUAAGCAUGCCUUAGAGAAACCCUUGCCAGCCAGGGCAGUUAAAAUUAAAAGGGGGGUGUGGGGGGGGUUGGGGCAUGGGGAUAUUUCUACUUAUUGAUUGGUUGCUGACAUUCCAAUCACAUAUGGUUAGAGGAUAAAAACCAUUCCCAUCACAAAUAUGACUGUUCCCUGCCCGUUCACCAUGAGCAGAGUUGCGUGUACAAAAGGGCCUAAUAAACCACUCGCUUUUUGGAGUGUGUGCAUUUGUAUGAACUGACUCACCACCUAAUGUGAUAACAGGCAGAUACUGUGCCCAGGUAAUCAAUAGAGAUGUGAAGGGGUUGGCUGAAAAAACUAAAAUAUCAAACUCAAACCCAGAAAACUUGUGCUGUUGUUCAUAUACAGCUGUAUUUUGUUCACGGUUAACAAGAUUUCACGAUCAUGGAGAAAACAGAAUGUCUUUAAAAGCUGGACAUACAAAACGAAAUAUUCUGCGAUUUAGCGUGUACUGUUGUUCAGGUACGUAUUUCAAUAUUUAGCAACAUUUGUUAUAUUAUAACUAGGCUUGCUACUUUUCGAUUGUAAUCGGCAAAGCUUGUCAAACGUCCUAACCCAAAAAUAUUAGUGUUAGACUGAAAUAAAUUUACAUGGGAUAAAUGUUGGUAAAACCUCGCUGUUUUAUAUUUUCUUACCAAAAAUAAUCAUUUAGUAAUCAUCUCUAGUCUGUGUAGUUUUUACACUUGCUCUCUGUCCCGCCUCCAUUCCGCUCUGAAUGGCUACGGGUCGCUGCCAGUCAUCUCAGUGGUCUCUUAGUAGGCUACUGUAGUUUCACUGUCAGUCAUUUCAUCCUGUUCUGAUAGAAGCGGUGCUAGAAAGCGAAAUGACUUGUUGAAAUGACUGUCAAUCAUCAAGACCUGCACCGACUGUGCCCUUUCAUUUGCCAGCUACAGUGCCUGUCAUUCAAAGCGCCCACUUUGAAAUUAGCGGGUGAAGGUGUAGGUACGCUUUUGCUAGAGGUAUACGGUGACAGGCACUUGAUUUAACAACAAAUAAAAGUCUAUAUUAGCCUUCAAUUUGGAAAAAAAUCAAAUCAAAUAGUAGAAAGCCUAAUUAUAACUGUAGGGCAAAAUUAUCAAUCUAGAAUGUGACACAGCUAUUUUUUCUCCUUUAAUAAAUAUUAUGUUUAAUUGCAAAAAUAAGUUUGUUUUUUUACAAUGAAAAAAGUACAUCCCAGCUCCUAUAUUGCAAGAGUUGAGCUUUGCAUGCUUUAAAGGCACAAAGCCAGCAGUUAUGAACCUCUGUAUCCUCCAAACGCGAAUAAAAUCCUCACACAAUUUAAAAUACAUGUUUCAUUGGGACCAGUUCAUAUACUGUCAUUUCGAUUGGGGUCUCUCUAGUGAGAGAGGCUGUUCAUUUCGAUUGCGGUCUCUUUAGUGAGAGAGGCUGUUCAUUUCGAUUGGGGUCUCUUUAG